Lemur catta (Ring-tailed lemur) is the source of this 788-nucleotide messenger RNA. RefSeq names its product glial cell derived neurotrophic factor (gene GDNF). Gene Ontology annotation, molecular function: receptor tyrosine kinase binding; growth factor activity; glial cell-derived neurotrophic factor receptor binding. The record is from RefSeq and is a predicted model, not a curated record. Lineage: Eukaryota; Metazoa; Chordata; Mammalia; Primates; Lemuridae. Bases 124 to 681 code for a protein of 185 amino acids. Gene Ontology annotation, biological process: negative regulation of neuron apoptotic process; peripheral nervous system development; positive regulation of branching involved in ureteric bud morphogenesis. The transcript has 3 exons.
CAUGCAGCCCCAAAAUCUCCACGUCCCUGCUAAGUUCUUGUUCUGGCAACUAAAUACCUAUUAAGGUGGGAAGAAUGAAGUGUGGGCGGCGGGCGGGGUGCCGCCGCCGGACGGGACUCUAAGAUGAAGUUAUGGGAUGUCGUGGCUGUCUGCCUGGUGCUGCUCCACACCGCGUCCGCCUUCCCGCUGCCCGCCGCAAAUAUGCCAGAGGAUUAUCCUGAUCAGUUUGAUGAUGUCAUGGAUUUCAUUCAAGCCACCAUUAAAAGACUGAAAAGGUCACCAGAUAAACAAAUGGCAGUGCUUCCUAGAAGAGAGCGGCAUCGGCAGGCUGCAGCUGCCAACCCGGAGAAUUCCAGAGGAAAAGGUCGGAGAGGCCAGAAGGGCAAAAAUCGGGGUUGUGUCUUAACUGCAAUACAUUUAAAUGUCACUGACUUGGGUUUGGGCUACGAAACCAAGGAGGAACUUAUUUUUAGAUACUGCAGCGGCUCUUGCGAUGCAGCUGAGACAAUGUAUGACAAAAUAUUAAAAAACUUAUCCAGAAAUAGAAGGCUGGUGAGUGAUAAAGUAGGGCAGGCAUGUUGCAGACCCAUUGCCUUCGAUGACGACCUGUCGUUUUUAGAUGAUAACCUGGUUUACCAUAUUCUAAGAAAGCAUUCCGCUAAAAGAUGUGGAUGUAUCUGACUCCGGCUCCAGAGACUGCUGUGUAUUGCAUUCCUGCUACAGUGCAAAGAAAGGGACCAAGGUUCCCAGGAAAUGUUUGCCCAGAAUGGAAGAUAAGGACCAAGGAA